Amborella trichopoda is the source of this 1308-nucleotide messenger RNA. Lineage: Eukaryota; Viridiplantae; Streptophyta; Magnoliopsida; Amborellales; Amborellaceae. The record is from RefSeq and is a predicted model, not a curated record.
GCCGGGAAAUUUAAGGACGGUUCUUCUUUCGUGAGGUGCUCCUCAAGGGAGAGCGAGGCCAUGGCUUCUCCGGGAAGAGCCCCCCCUGACGUACCGAUGGAGCUUCACGCUCUAAACCGAUCCAAGCUCCUCAAAUCCCUUCGCCAGCGCCUCCAAACCCUAAAUCAUCCCCUCCAUGGAUUCGUCUUCCUCCAGGGAGGGGAGGAGCAGACUCGCUAUUGCACUGAUCACACCAUCCUCUUCAGGCAAGAAAGUUACUUUGCAUAUUUAUUUGGAGUGAGAGAACCAGGAUUCUAUGGGGCUAUUGAUAUCUGUUCAGGUAAAUCAAUUCUUUUUGCUCCUAGGCUGCCUGCAGAUUAUGCAGUUUGGUUGGGUCCUAUAAAGCCAUUGUCCUACUACAAGGAAAGAUACAUGGUUGAUGUGGUUUCUUUUACAGACACGAUUGUUCCAGUGCUAUUUGAUCAUUACAAGGGCUCGGGAAAACCUCUGUUGUUUCUUUUACAUGGGUUAAACACUGAUAGCCAUAAAUACUCAAAGCCUGCUGAGCUUGAGGAAAUGGACAAAUUUCAGACUGAUUUAAAUAUACUACAUCCUAUAUUGGCUGAGUGUCGCAUUUUUAAGACUGAAUUGGAGCUCUCCCUCAUACAAUACGCCAACGAUAUCAGCUCAGCUGCUCAUAUUGAGGUGAUGAGGCGAAUAAAAGCAGGCAUGAAGGAGUAUCAAUUGGAAAGCAUAUUCCUUCAUUACAUCUAUAUGUAUGGUGGUUGUCGACAUUGCUCAUACACAUGUAUAUGUGCAACUGGUGAGAAUAGUUCUGUUCUUCAUUAUGGACAUGCUGCGGCACCAAAUGACCGGACACUUGAAAAUGGAGAUAUUGCUUUGCUUGACAUGGGAGCUGAAUACCAUUACUAUGGUUCUGACAUAACAUGUUCGUUCCCUGUUAGCGGUAAAUUUUCCAGUGACCAGCGCCUUGUUUACAAUGCAGUUCUCAAGGCUCACAAUCAUGUGAUAUCGACAAUGAGACCUGGUGUGAGCUGGAUAGAAAUGCACAAAUUAGCUGAGAAACUGAUUCUGGAGUCUCUGAAGAUGGAAGGAAUUCUUCUUGGUGACAUUGAUGAAAUGAUGGAGAGAAGACUGGGUGCUGUUUUUAUGUCACAUGGUCUUGGACAUUUUCUUGGAAUUGAUACCCAUGAUCCAGGAGGCUAUGCUGAGGGAAUGGAGAGGUCAAAAGAACCAGGAUUGAAGGCAUUAAGAACCAUUAGAGAACUCCAAGAGGGCAUGGUUAGUAAUUGACAAUCUUUGUAAUAG